UAAGCAGUAUAGUGAUAAUGUAACCUAAAUAUUUUUGACCAGACUUUGUCUUUGUUUUAAUAUAAAUCGGUCUUAAAAUAUAAUUAAAUGUAUCGUAUUGUGAAGUUUCCUAGUUUCCGAAUUUCUCGACCCCAAACGAUUUCCACGAAAUUGUGUGCUUUUUGUAGAAUCAACGAUGUGACGGCAACCCAUAACCUUCAAUGUAAAACAACAAAUACUCAGUUUGCAAGGUACCAAAAUACUGACGCUGAUUUAAGAUGCAACAAAGAAAGGGUCAAGAGGAAACGUUUCCAAAAAAAUAAACGUUAUUUUACAGAACUUUUAGAAGUUUAUGGCGAUUGUUCAAAAGCUGUUGUCAGUGAAACCAGAGCAUCCGUAAGAAAACUAAAACCCGGUGAUGUUUCAAGAAUUGCAAAAAGUCCAGGUAUUGAGUUGGACCAUUUGCACAAAAUAAAAAAUAAACAUCUACCGGUACUCAAAGAUCAAGCAAAUGACAAAGGCAACAAUGCAAUGCCUAUUUGUAGUAUCCCACUUGGAUCGAUAAUUAAUUCAUCUGAUGAAAAUUUGAAUUCCAGUUUAAGUGUAUCCAUGAAAGCUCCUGAAGUUCCUACGGCAGGAACUGUUAUAACCCAAAAAAGAGAUGACUGUCAAAAAUAUCCCUCAAAAGAUGACUUGCCAAAAAAUCAAUCAACAAUUACCAAACAUGUUCAUAAAAAAAACGAUGUUGUUGUGAAGGAAUUAGAGAAGGAAUUGCAUGAACACCUUGAUUCUUUUAAUGAUCCCAUAGAAGUUGGUAGCCUCUCUGUACCUCCAUCGAACUUUGUUACACAAGACCUCGCAGAAGAAUAUGAUCACGAGCUUCAUAACGAGGAUCUGGAGAACAUAGGAUCUGAUACGCCUGAAAACUGCAUCCUGUCGUCAACUCUCAAGCAAGAAAAAAGGAAAAAACCUUCAUUGGCUGUUACCAAAGAAAAACUUGCCAAAGAGAAGUUUUCACUGCUCGAGAAAAAAGCAAGAGAGCAAGCAUUUAAUACUACUCUUCUCUCGUACUUGAAACUUUGUGUCAGCUGCAACUACUUAGCCCGAGGUCUGGCCACUCUCCAUUACUACAAGCAUCGCAGCCGGAUUUCUCAGAAACACCCAAAAAUCACAGACAUAAGGAUUUUUGAAGUUUUGAUGCAAGGGUUUGCGUCAAAGGCUUACUUCAACAAAUUGAAUGAGGUUUGGAACAUAUCCGUACAAUGUGGAUUGAAGCCGACUUUGAAUAUGUAUGCUAUUAAACUUGAGUGUGCCGCAAAAUCAGAGAAAUACAGAGAGCAUGUGCCAGAAAUCAUAGAAGCGCUACAAGAAAAGGGAUACCAGUUAAAUGACAUUUUUGUAAACUGCACCUUCCUUGGAAACCAGAGGGAAGUAAUAUUGAAAGCCAUUCAAGAAGUGGACCCUGGAUUUAAACCCGUCGUCCCUCCUCCCUCUAUCUGCUACUCGUGUGCGCUACUUCAGGACAUCAAUGAUCUACAGGGGAAGAAUCCACACCUUCAAUCACAAGUGGAGGGUAUGUUUAGCAAGGAGGACUUACAAUCAUUUGCAGAAGAACAGUUAAACAAUGAAUUUGCCCACAAAAUUAAAGUAAAAUCCAUUGAAAAAAGACUUGAAUCAGAAGAAAACUUGAAGGUUUAUCGAGAAAAACUAGAAACGAUGAGAACAUCAUGGGUGAAAGAUCUGAGGCAAGGUUUUGACAGAGAUUUUGCUGUUUUGGAAAUGGGUAAGAGAUCUCGACACAGCGUCAGUUUACUUCCCUACAUGAAAGUGCUACAUCGGGAUAGCUACGUGGAGAUAAUGUUGAAUGAAAUAACCCGUUUGGCAGAGGGAUCAGAAACCUUCAGUCCCUCUACUUACAUGCUGUACAGAGGUCUGGGGGAAGAAGUGAGAAAUAGAUACGUGUUCAAAUUUAAGAAAAACCAGGGGAUCAUUGAUAAGACAAAGUUGCUGUAUGACAAAUACCUCGAUUGGUAUUUAGACCCUUCAACAAGGAACGGCAGAAGUUUGAACGGUCGACAGGAGUGGCUACAACUGGUACAUGAACAUCAAAAAGGCCCCACGAUAUCCAUUGGCAAUGGCUUUUGGCCUAAUACUGCCUUGCUGGGGAUCGGAAAAUUCCUUUACAACAUCAUUGUGGGAGAUGUCAAAAUUGAUGUCAAUAUUCUCAACAAAAACAACAAAGAGCACAAGUUACCAGCCUUCUACAGAGUGUAUCGGCAUCAAGGAGUGAAGAAAGUGGAAGAAAUCAAACCUCACCCGGUGAUCUCUAAGCUGUUUCGGUCUGCUGCUGAGGAACACAUAAUGUUUGACAUAACUCAAGUGCCGAUGUUGUCACCACCACUGCCGUGGGUAAACCACAAGUUUGGAGGUUACCUUACAGCCAAGACUGACAUUAUCAGACUCCCGGGCCAAGCUCUGCAGCAAAGACAGAGGCUGAAGGAGGCGUCUGCACAACAGCUGUUUCCCCCCCUGGACUCUCUCAAUCAGCUCGGCUCCAUACCUUGGAGGGUUAACAAACCGGUGUUGGACACUGUGAUCGAGGUGUUCAACAAUGGAGGCUCCGCCAAGCUGGAAAUACCUGCUCCGUCUUACCUGUGCCCCGUGGCAGAGCCGAUCACAGCAGACAUGAAUAAACAGGAGAGGUAUGAGGCGUACAGACAUCGCAUCACCCUGCGAAGGCAACGGUCAGAGAUGUACAGUCUGUGGUGUGAUGCCUUGUAUAAACUAUCUCUGGCCAACCACUUUAGAGACAAGAUAUUCUGGUUGCCGCACAACAUGGAUUUCCGAGGGAGAGUGUACCCCGUGCCGCCCCACCUCAACCACCUCGGCGCUGACAUGUCUCGGUCUCUGUUGUGCUUCGCUCAGGGCAAACCACUGGGUCCGCAGGGUCUGGACUGGCUCAAGAUUCACCUAGUAAACCUUCUUGGGACCAAAAAGCGAGAGUCAAUCCAGGCUAGACUGGAAUACGCAGAAACUCUGAUGCCAGAAAUACUAGACUCGGCCGACAAACCUUUGACUGGCAGCAAGUGGUGGAUGGAGUCAGAAUGUCCGUGGCAAACUCUCGCUAGUUGUUUAGACAUCGCUGCGGCCGUGCGUCACCCAGAAGGUCCGCAGCAUUACGUCAGUCACUUCCCUGUACACCAGGACGGCAGCUGCAAUGGUCUGCAGCACUACGCAGCCCUGGGCCGGGACGAGGCUGGCGCCUGCAGUGUCAACCUCAUGCCUCAGGAGCUACCUCAGGACGUGUACGGCUGCGUAGCUGCCUUGGUAGAGCGGGAGAGAGCGAAGGACGCUGCAGCAGGGGUAGUUGUGGCCAAGGAGUUGGAUGGUUUCGUCCGUCGGAAAGUCAUCAAACAAACUGUUAUGACAACGGUUUACGGAGUAACUCGUUUUGGAGCAAGACUUCAAAUCGCUAAGCAACUUAAAGAUAUUGAAUCAUUUCCCAAGGCCUUUGUGUGGCCUGCUUCUACUUACUUAGUCAUCAAGACGUUUGAAAGUCUCAGGGAAAUGUUCAAUUCUACGAGGGAAAUACAGGACUGGUUCACAGAGUGUGCCAGGCUAGUUUCCCAGAUCUGUGGUCAGAACAUGGAGUAUGUAACACCUCUAGGACUGCCUGUAGUGCAAUACUACACUAGACACACUAAGAUACAUGACAUGGGUGUCAACAAGUUUGGACAUCUGCAGGAAUACUUUCCUAUCGACAUGUUUGAACGUCCAAACGUGAUGAAACAAAAGAAUGCUUUUCCACCCAACUUCAUCCACUCGCUGGACUCCUGUCAUAUGAUGCUGACGUCAAUAUUCAGUGAGCAGAGAGGGAUAACGUUCGUCUCCGUCCACGACUGCUACUGGACACACGCAAGCACUGUCAACGUGAUGAAUAGGAUAUGUCGGGAACAGUUUGUCGCUCUUCAUUCCGAGCCGAUACUGGAAGAACUCUCCGAGUUUAUGCUCAACAAGUAUGGCUAUGACCAAAGAGAGAGAAAUGAACCAAACAACCCAUCAUCGCAGACCAAGCAGAAACUUCAUGAUGUUUUAGCUCAGGUGCCUCAGAAAGGAACUUUUGUCCUGGAAAAUGUCUUGGAUUCUAUUUACUUCUUUAGUUAAAUCUGUGAUAAAAUAGGUAGUUUAAAUCUUUAAGUCGUAGUGCAAUACCAAUUUGUUGGAUCACUUUACUACACUACAAAAUUGUUUUUCUCUGAGGAUUCAAACAUAACAAAAGUUGGGAUUAUAGUUACAGUAUUGAUUGUUAUAACUAAUUGAUGGUUUUCAGUGAUCUCAGUUAUUUAAGUUUAGGUAUUUUGCAGAAUUUCAUCACUUGGCAUAUUUUAAGUACAUUUGAGAAAUUAAUAGAAAACAUUUGGGCUGCCCUUUAUGUUUGUGUUGCGGAUGUAAUCGUUUCAAAAACAAAUAAACAACAACUCACUUAUCUUAGAUGAAAUUAACUUCAAAAUUUGCUACGAGAAGAAUGUUAAAAGCUUACUAGAAUCAUACUUUGGUUCUAAAUUUAACACAAAUUGUUCAGCGUAAGCAAUGAAAAAAUUGAUCUAAUUUUAAACUUUCCAAAAUCAAUGUUGUUAGAAUAUUUUAGUAUACUAAAUUACUGAAGCGGUGCCUACUUUUUUAUGUUAAGUUACCAUAAAUGUGAAAUGUUUCUGAUUCUAGUCACUUAAUUUGUUCUAAAAUAAAUGCUGAUAAUCUCUUCUGCAGACCAAAUGGACAUUAAGACUUUCCCAAUGUACAUUACAUAUGUAAAUGGCCGUUAGGACAUUUAUUUGCAUUGUUCUUUAGUUAUUUUCCAUGUCAUACCUUAUGGUAAGAUCUUUUCCUGCAAUGUAUGAUAGAUUCUUCUUAUGAUUCUGUAUGGUGUAGUAAUGAAAGGUAAUAGUUUAAUGUACUUUGACAGAAGCUGAUAGUUUGAUAGUUAUGGGCACCUUUAAUUGUUAUUUUUCAAUAGAGACUAUAGUCUAUUAAUUUUAAUAUUUAGUAAUUUAAGUCAAUCCUGCAAGGGCAAAACUAAACAUUUUGUCAGUGUUUGGAAUAUUUCUGUGCUAUCAUUAGAUGUGUUUUUUUUUUCAAUUUCGUUCCAAAUCAUAGCUGGGAAUAUCAUUUUAAUUUUAUUCAUAAUAUGUGACUAACUUUUACAAUACUUUAUGUAUUAUACAUACCUACAUACAGCAUACUUAACUUUGUAAGUCACCCUUUCAUAAAAAAAUACCAAAUUGUUUUUCGAAAAACACAUUAAAGAAGAAAAAGUUGUGUUACCUACUGUUGUGCCUUAUUGUUAACUGGUAUUUUUUACAGAUUUUUUAUUUAUCAGAAACAAUGUAUAGUACGCAAUAUGUGUGUUUCUUUUAUUACAAAUAAAAUGAUUAAAUUUGUUCUCUUGGUUUUUGAAUACGGUAUUGAGAAAUGAGUUUUCUUUUUGAACUUUUAAUGCAAAGAAAAUUUAUAAAAUCCAGCAAAUAAUUAUCAGUUAAUUAUAAUCACUACUUUAUUACUACUAAUUAUCCACAAUGUAGUUACUAAAGUACACUGCAUGUUCAAAGUUUUAGUUCAUUGCUUGUUGAUGCAUAACAUUAACACUCAUGCAUUAUACAUCUUGUAAAAUAUUAAAUUGUACAUAAUAUAGUAUUAAUAGUUUUUUUUAGUCACAUUAGCUUUAUAUUCUGUGUAAAUAUGAAAUAAAUUUGUUGUAAA
Messenger RNA from Macrosteles quadrilineatus (aster leafhopper), 5736 nucleotides. RefSeq names its product DNA-directed RNA polymerase, mitochondrial-like. Lineage: Eukaryota; Metazoa; Arthropoda; Insecta; Hemiptera; Cicadellidae. The record is from RefSeq and is a predicted model, not a curated record. Gene Ontology annotation, cellular component: mitochondrial DNA-directed RNA polymerase complex. Bases 88 to 4143 code for a protein of 1351 amino acids. Gene Ontology annotation, biological process: mitochondrial transcription. Gene Ontology annotation, molecular function: DNA-directed RNA polymerase activity; mitochondrial promoter sequence-specific DNA binding. The transcript is spliced from 24 exons.